Molecule: messenger RNA, 6786 nt
Organism: Penicillium soppii
Lineage: Eukaryota; Fungi; Ascomycota; Eurotiomycetes; Eurotiales; Aspergillaceae
Product: ATP-binding hybrid sensor histidine kinase/response regulator
Exons: 3
Coding region: 1-6786 (2261 amino acids)
Biological process (GO): phosphorelay signal transduction system; protein autophosphorylation
Molecular function (GO): ATP binding; protein binding; phosphorelay sensor kinase activity
Source: RefSeq, a predicted model, not a curated record
AUGGAAAAACUGGAUCGCCUGGUGGCUUAUACCUGGGACGAGUCGAGGCAAUUUCGCUCAAGCUAUGGCGUAAGGCACAUUUUCGGCACCAGGCACCUCGACCGUACCAUCCGUGCAGAUUUUGCGCAGACCGCUCGCUUCCGAAGUGCCUCAUUCGGCAAUGUGAGCGGUUCCUCGGCCCCAUGUGGUCCAGACAGGGACAGCGACGUAGAAACCCAUGGCAAUUGGCCAGAGAGGACUAUUGAAGUGGUGGCGCGCAUUGGUGAGAACUUGGUCGCGGAAGAAAGAAUGCAAGAGGAGUAUCAAAUGUUGGCAUCCGUCGCUGCUUCCGACCGCAAAUAUUUUCUACUCCCCGUGGAGAUGCGACGCCUACCCAGCCUGGAUGAGGACCACGAGUCAUCGCUCUUGGCCUGCAUUUAUGAAAGUCCCGGUCCUAACGAUCUUCCUCGCUUCGUCGAUUGCGGCACGACCUGGUAUCAUACACAACCCGAAGGAGAACAGAGUGAUACCGAGACCGAUGAUAUUGGCUCGCAUCGAUGCGAUCGGACCGAGCUCAUACCGUUGCAGACAUUUAUGGAUUUUGCUAUCGGCGCUGCGGAGUGCAUUCAAAUGCUGCAUAGCCAGCAGAUUGUUCACGGGCAGAUCCGAGGGGAUGCAUUCCACUUCAGCCAAGAGACCGGCCGAGUGAAAUUGAUUUAUCUCGGAACGGGCCUACGGCCCUAUGACACCGGGCGGCUGAGCGCCGGCUGGCCGCGGGCCCCAGUGAACCAGAACAGUGCCUCGACGGGCACCUCCUAUAUGAGCCCCGAACAGACCGGCCACACGCCGAUUCAGCUUGACAAUCGGGCCGACAUGUACUCACUCGGUGUCCUGCUGUGGAGCACUCUAGUUCACGAGACUCCAUUUGAGGCCAAGUCUCCCAUGGAGAUUAUUAGGAAGGUUCUAGGACGGGAGCUGCCGUCGGUUUCGACCUUGCGACAGGACGUGCCUAAAAUAAUUGCACGAAUCAUCGCCAAGGCGACGGCGAAGAAUGUCUCCGAGCGGUACAAAUCUGUCAGCGGUCUGCGACAUGACCUCGUGGAGGUGCGGGAUAUGUUGGCAGCGGGAGAUACGGCAGAAGUGGAUACUUGGGAGAUUGCCAGCAAGGAUGUUUCUCCGUUCUUCACGCUCCCGCGCACGAUGGUGGGCCGGACGGCCGAGCAAGACGCCAUCGUUGAGGUUCUGGAUCGUACAUCCAGGUUGUACCAGGGAGGCAAAGGGCUUCACCUAUUGUCGCUGCCGGAGGACCAAACUGCGACCUUCGCCGUCCUUCCAUCAGGCGCUUACCUGGAAGAAGAAGCCUCCGGUAAUCUGGCCGAUGCAAUUCCCAACUUGCCGGAUUCCACCAGCAUGGCCUCCGUUGCAAUUACUCAAUCGUAUAUAGCUAAUACGCGCCGCGUGCGCUCCAAUGGACGUUCUCAAAACAGCUCAAGCGAGCGCAGCGAGUCCGACUCCGUGGCCUUAGACAGGAAGGGAAUAGAGAAGCGAUUGUCGACUCUAUCGAUUGACAGCACCAGUGGAGAUGGAAGCUCCCGAUCUAGUGACACGGGUAGGAGAUCGGCUGCACAUCGCGGGAUGGCGCCACAAGGACGAUGCGAGAUCAUCAGCAUUGAGGGAGGGGCCGGUCUGGGCAAGUCUCGACUCAUCAAGUCGGUGCAGAUUAUAGCCCGACGAAGAGGCUUCUUUGCCAGCUCCCGGUUUGAUCUCUCAGUCAAAGAACGUCAGCGUCCGGUUCUGAACCUAUUCUCAAGUCUAUUCGAGCAGGCCUUUUCAGAAAAUACAAUUGAGCCUAGUUUCCUGCCGAAGUUGCGAAACCAGAUUGGCCCUGUGUGGCACACUCUGCACAAAGUUCUAGGCCUUCCAAAAUUCUUGCUCGGACCAAGCCCCGAGUUGCCGAAGCAGGUGCCGCAUACUACUGCCCGUUCGGCCAUGUCAUCGUCUUACCAGCAUUCUCCCGAUAGUGCUGGAACGGAGAGUUCCCAUAAAUUUCUUCGAACCGGAUCCUCAACCAAUUCUUUGCCUCUUGUACUGACUUUGCUGGAUAUCUUGCGAACCUUCUCGCAAUACAAAUUAGUGUGUCUUUGCCUUGAUGAUGUCCACAUGGCGGACGAAGAGUCGUUGGAACUUAUUGCCCAGAUCGUCUCGGCUAGGAUCGAAAUUGUGGUGAUCUUGGCCUAUCGACCCGAAAAUGAUUCAUCGGAAAUGAUAACCAAAAUCCUUGACCUCUCUACCAAUAAAGAAAUUCGGAACGGAAGAGACGUAAGUAUUACCGCCAUCACUCUCUCUCUGCUCAGUGAAGACAGCGUAUUGCAAUAUGUAGCAAGCACCUUGUGUUUGCCUGUCCCCGUUCUCUUGCCUCUGGGAGCGCUCAUUCAAUCUAUGACAAAUGGAAACCCAUUUUACGUCCGUGAAAUGUUGAACGAGUGCUAUGAACAUGAAUUCAUCUGGUAUGACUACCAGAAAGGGCUGUGGUCGUUUGAUCUGAGCCGCAUCUCCGAGCAUUUCAAAGCGGAUAAAUACGACGAUGCCGUCUUCGGUGAUUUCUUAGCAAGGCGCCUUAGUAGCUUAUCACCUGUCUCUAAGUCAAUCCUGGCCUGGGCAUCCAGUUUGGGCAUGACCUUCUCGUUCCAGCUGGUCCAGAGGCUUCUCAACAGCGAUGAGACGAUUUCAGAGACAGACUUGCCUGAGCGGGAGAUGUUUCUAGCUCUGCAAUCGACCAUCCAAGCCUACGUCAUUGUGCCCACACAGGAUAAGGACGUCUUUGCAUUCACAUAUGAUCAUUACAAGCACAUCGCAGCGUCAUUCCACACGAGAGAUCAACACCAUGUGGAGUUUAUCAAAGCACAAGUGCUGCUUCAAUAUUACUCACACGACGAGAAGUAUCGCAACAUGCUGGCGUCAGCCAUUAUUGAAUCAGCAACGAUAAUCAAUGACUCCGUGGCAAACAGGAAGCCUUUCCGAAAAUUCUUGUUCGACUAUGCGAAAGCUGCGAGUGAUUCCGGCUUCCGCUCGGCUGAUAUCAAAUCAUACCCAGGCUGCAUUCUACUGCUCCAGGAGGACAUGUGGAAUGACGACGCAGAGGAUGUAAGCUACGACGAGACGCUACAGAUAUUUACCUCCGCUGCUGAAGCCUACUUGUACCGAGGACAGCAUGCCGAGGCUAGUCGCUUGCUAGACUCUAUGCUGUCCAAUGCUCGAAGUCCCGUAGACAAGGCUCCCUCCUGGAUGUUGCAGUCUCGCAUGCUUGCACAACUAGGUGAUUCGUCAGGUGCUUUCCAGGCGCUGAAAGAAUGUCUCAUUACUCUGGACGUCACAAUUGAUGACAAACCAAAUUUUGCCAAAUGUGACAAAGAGUUCCGUCGGCUGUGCGAGGCCAUUUCAGCUAUUCAAAUUGAGGACAUCAUCGAGAAGGUCCCUGUUGAGAAUCCUACCUUGGCUGCUAUCGGUGCAGUUCUCGUGGAAGCCACCAGUGCAGCUUUCUGGUCGGAUACGCUGACCUUUUACCAAAUGACGCUGGUCAUGGUUGGCAUAUAUAUCUCUCGUGGCCCCUUUCCCCAAGCGGGCAUGGGACUAUUGCAGUUGGCUGUGAUAGCGAUCACUCGGGACAACGCAAUUGCAUUCGCAAGUCAUAGUGCGGAGCUUGCCCUGGCUUUAAUCGAACAAUGUAAAGACCCACAUACCAGGGGACGCGGUAUCGCGUUUUACUUGACUUUCGUUGAUCACACCCAACAUCAUGUCCAGUCUUCAAUCUGUCAGUUGGAAGGAGCUUUGGAUUUCUCCAUCCACGCUGGUGACCGAAUCGCGACCAUUUUGAACUACGGCCUACUGGCCACCACGAGUUUCUUUGUCUCUGAUAACCUGGCCGAGCUGGAGAGCUUCUGUGUCUACAGUUGUCAGGCCAUCCCUAACUGGCAGACGGAUACUCCCGGGGGUACGAUCCUCAUCACAAUAGGCCAGCUCUGCCGUGCUUUGCAGGGGAAAACAUAUACGCAUGACUCAGCAGGGGUGAUGAGUGACGAAGAACACAAUUCGGCUGCAUACAAGUAUUGGCUAGUAAGGAACAUCAAGAACAGCGACCGGCCGCUGAUGCUCUAUGAGAGUAUGGAAAUUGCCCCGUUGUUUCUGUACGGUCACUACGAGCGAGCGGUUGCGCUGGGAAAUUCCUGUCUCAAGAAAAUAAAUGCCAUAUGGUCUGCUCGCAACACGCGAUUCCUCAUGUUCUUUCAUUCUCUUUCUCUAGCCGGAUGUGUGUGGAAUCGGAAGCAGCAGCAGCUCAAUCCCGCAUAUCGCGCCUGCUCCCCUCAAUUGGCGUCCGACAUGAAGGGGCGAUCCCUUGAGGCAGCUUUCGAGGAGGAGAUGGCCAACCUGGCGAAGAUGUUGAGGUAUUUCAAACGCAAGAUUGAGCAGUGGCAGGUCGUUACAGAUGUGAAUUAUCUGGCAUGGACAAAAAUUUUGGGGGCUCAGAUCGCCGAGAUGGAGCAUGAUCAAAGGGCUGCUUUGUGUCUCUAUCAAGAGGCAUUAGACCACUCUUCCAUGCAUGGAUUUGAGUUCGAGGAAGCUCUAGCCAACCGUCUGUUAGCUGAACACCUGAUGCGUGAGGGCUCUUUGCGACUGGGCACUUUUGCCCUGAAAGAAGCAGUUAGACUCUACCGGCAAAUGGGAGCUACGGGGGUGGCUGAUCACAUUCUGCAUAUCUAUGAUCUUGAGCAUAAGGCAAAGGGUGUGGCACGAGACACCGCUACUCAGACCGAGCCAGAUGAAAUUAUACGAAUUCACCCUCAAGUAUCCGAUCUUGGCAACGAUGAACACUCGAGUGCCGAAGAGUCCCCGGCAGAGCGUUCGCUACACAUCUCAGAUCUCACCUCGAUCCUAGAACACUCACAGGUGAUAUCUAGCGUUCUAAAGGUUGACGAGCUGUUUCGGACCAUGUGCAGAAUUAUUAUGGAGAGCUGCCAUGGUGCUGCUACUUUGGUAGCCAUAAUCACCGAGGAGGACCCGACCAUUGGGUGGGCCGUGGCAGCAAGUGGCGACGCAGCCAGAAGCAUCCAAGUACAUCACCCUCCGAUACAGAUUGGAAACUCCGUUCUUGUCGAGGAAAGCAUUGUGAACUACUGUGUGCGCUUUCGUGAAGCAACGUAUUUGCCUGAUGUCUUGCAGGAUCCGCGAUUUAGCUACGUCAGCGAAGCGUGGGCGGCCCAGAACCCGGUUAGUAAAUCGGUAGUGGCGUUGCCCAUUUCACAUGGCGGCGAGGAGAGCGAACCACUUGCGGUGUUGUAUUUGGAGGGACCGCCCAACGCGUUCUCGUAUCUCAAUCGCGUCGUGCUACAGCUGCUCGUUGUCCAACUCGGAAUUAGCUAUUACAAUGCGCUUACCCUCAGGGAAGUAGAACGGGUAUCCACCAUCAACCAAUCCAUGGUUGCCGUGCAGAAGACGGCCCUGGCGGAAGCGAUGGCGGCCGAGCAAAAGGCGAACACUGCUAGGGCUGAGGCUCUGCAUCACGCCCAGCUGGCCGAAGAGGCCGCCAAGGCAAAAAGCAGCUUUCUCGCCAAUAUAUCUCAUGAGCUACGAACGCCACUCAAUGGGGUUAUUGGCAACUCGGAACUUCUGCUCAUCAGUCCACUGCCGGAGCAGCAAUUGGAAAUGGCGGACUCAAUUCGCAUGUCAGCGAAGCUUCUACUCACCGUAAUCAAUGACAUCCUCGACUUCUCCAAGCUCGAAGCGAACAAGGUGCAGUUGCAUAUUGUGUCCUUCGAUGUCGACAAGAUGGUUCGGGAAGUCGUUCGCGCGAUGUCGACCGACUUGACGAACAAGCAGCAGUCCAAAAAUGUUCGCAUUAUCCAGGAUAUCCAACUACCCCAAUCCCGCGUAUAUGGCGAUCCCGUGCGCCUGCAGCAAAUUCUAGGCAACUUAUUCAGUAACAGUCUGAAAUUCACCGAUACGGGGUCCAUCACGAUAGGAUCCAGAGCGGUCGAUGCAACCGAGGAUUCAGUCAGUUUCUCCUUUUGGGUGAAGGACACGGGUAUUGGCAUCCCCGCACGACUCAUACAGCACCUUUUCAAGCCAUUCACCCAAGCCGAUGCCAGUACCGCGCGCCGAUUCGGAGGCAGUGGUUUGGGUCUUAGUAUUUGCAAAUCCCUCGUAGAUCUGAUGGGGGGCACCAUCGAGCUCAAGAGCGUCGAGAACGUCGGCACGACUGUUUCCUUCUCGAUCACCGUGCCGAAGGUCAAUUCCGGGGGUUCGGGGACUACCACUCCAACCGAAUCUAUCGACUGUCCAUUGGGUCUGCUCGAUAGAGCAGCCCCGGAUUGCAUUGAUCUGUCCCAAAUCGCCCUCCCCGACCUCCGCGUGUGCAUCGCAGAGGACAACCUCAUCAACCAGAAAAUUACGGUGCAGUUUCUCAAAAAGCUAGGAUUUAUCCAAAUAGAUGCCUAUAACAACGGCCUAGAAGCCGUGGAGGGCAUCCGAAAGAAGGCCGCUGCAGAGCAACCAUACCACUUGAUUUUGAUGGAUGUUCAGAUGCCCAUCAUGGACGGGUAUGUUGCCACCCACCGUCUCCGGCAGGAUCCCGUGGAGGCUGUGAGGAGCAUCCUGAUUAUCGCUCUGACCGCUUCGGCGAUCCAAGGUGAUCGAGAGAAAUGCCUGGAUUCGGGCAUGAAUGAUUACCUGGCGAAACCGGUACUCCUGGCGUCAUUGAAGAAGAAGCUUCAUAAAUACCUACAGAUGGGGUCAGCCGCCUUCCCCAGCUGA